AGAGAAAAACAUUUUAGCGUUUAAUUAUGAUUAGCGAUUAAUUAAUUUAAAUCGAGAGACAAACCAAAACGGCAAAGUGUUCAAAAUGGAAAAUCCAAACAUUUCUUAUUGUGAUAUACUCAAGUGUCUUCUGUCAUACUUUUGCGAUUUAAAAUUUAUUGGAUUAGUAUUGGCUUGGUUGGCAGUAAUCGGUUUUUGCCAAUAUGUAUUUCAAAGCGCAACAGCUACAUAUAUCUGUGCAGUUUUAUAUGCAAUCGGAUUUUUUCUCAGAGUUUGUUGGCUUUCUGGAAUUAAUGAGAACCGACCAGGUUUUUUGAUUGCAAAUGUUGUUAACAGUGCCUUUGGGAUCAUUAUUUUGUACAUUUGUGUGAUUUGGCUAUUUUUUGUUUUGAAAGCUAAAGAUGAGCAAAAAUGUGAAGCCAACAUUUUUCUUUUGGUUUGCCUAAUUUAUUCAGUUAUUAUGACUUACAUUUGGACCCUGAUAUAUUCGAAAUAUAAAAAAAGCAGAGAUACUCUUGGAUCGACUGGCCAUGAAGAAUCGUCAGCAUGAUCAUUACACUUUACUCGAAUGAAAUGAAUAUAAAUAAAUUUUCAAUCAUAUUUGAACCAAAAAUGUAACUCAAAUUCGUUGAAAUUGAAUAAAUUUAUACAGAUUUUGGUGAACGUUUCAA
Molecule: messenger RNA, 671 nt
Organism: Contarinia nasturtii (swede midge)
Lineage: Eukaryota; Metazoa; Arthropoda; Insecta; Diptera; Cecidomyiidae
Exons: 4
Coding region: 86-550 (154 amino acids)
Source: RefSeq, a predicted model, not a curated record